Harpegnathos saltator (Jerdon's jumping ant) is the source of this 1932-nucleotide messenger RNA. RefSeq names its product Apoptosis antagonizing transcription factor (gene Aatf). The transcript has 2 exons. Gene Ontology annotation, biological process: regulation of transcription by RNA polymerase II. Lineage: Eukaryota; Metazoa; Arthropoda; Insecta; Hymenoptera; Formicidae. Gene Ontology annotation, cellular component: nucleus; nucleolus. Bases 216 to 1805 code for a protein of 529 amino acids. The record is from RefSeq and is a predicted model, not a curated record.
AGAUCAUCUGUCUAGCUUAAUUCCUAUUGGAGCAAACAAGUUAGACAUCAGCAUUGUAGUUUAUAUUUCCUACCUACAGAGGCGCUUUGCAACACGUAAAAACAGCUCAUGAUCUUACUAAAUUUUUUCUCUCUGGUAUUAUUAGUUAAAUGCGUGAAUGCAUUCAGGCGUGCUCGGGCACACGUGUUGAUCGCUUGUUUGGCAAAUAGAGAAAAAUGGCACUGAAAGUACAAAAGAAGAGUUUAGCUGACAAAAUAAAUACGUUAAUAACAAGCAAGCCGGAGCAUUUUGAUUCGGAUGAAGAACCAGACGAGACAAAAGCAAAAGUGGUGGAAUAUUACGAUGAGAGCGGUGCUUCGGACGGUGAUUUUCGCCAAUCGAAAAUUCGCAGGCAGAAUAUCGAUACGCUGGAUAAAAUAGACAAGAGAUACGCGGGUAAGAAGGUUUCAAGAAAAGACAUAUACAGUGAAGAAGAUGAUGAUACAAGUAAAAGUAAAAACAUAGAAAGUCAAAGUUCUGAAGGAUGCAUGGAGGAAGAGGAAAUAGAAAGUCAAAGUUCUGAAGGAUCCAUACAGAAAGAGGAAAUAGAAAGUAUUCAAGAAGGAAGCAGCAAUGAAGUGUACGAUAAAGGGGCAGAUUCUCAACAAGAGUCUGAAGAUGCUGAGAGUGAAUCUGAUGAUUUGGAAGAUGACUAUGAUAUAGACAUAAACAAUCCUCUUUAUAGAAGGAGAGAUUCUGUUAUUAAGACUAUGUCUGAAGCAAAUACUGAGGCAGAAAUGGAAAAAGGAAACUGUGUUAGAAGUCAAUUAAAGAUUUGGGAGAAUUUAUUAGAGAUACGAAUAAAGUUACAAAAAUGUAUUGUAACUAGUAAUCAAAUGCCACAGUACGACGCACAUAAGGAACUCAGAUCUUAUAGCAACUUGGACAAAAAUUUCACAAAAGAGGUGAAUGAAACUAAAAGCAAAUUAAUGCUGCUCCUGGAUAAUAUGUUGCAACUGAAAGAACUUUUGCUGAAGCAGUAUCCUGAAACAAAAAGUCUAUGUGCUGAUUCUAAGAAGAAAAAUAUCGACAAAAAUGAGGACAAAAGUGUAGAUAAUCUAGUGGACGAAGAGAUACCUUCUGACACUGAGGAUGAAUUAGGCAAUGAAGAGGGGCCAUCUGACGAUGAGAAAGCAAAACUAGCCGAAGAACCAACACCUAGAAAACGACUUAAGUACAACGAUUACGAACGUGUCCUCCGAGAAAGUCACAACUCGUACAUAGAAUAUAGAGACUCUGUUAUCAGAAAAUGGAACGAAAAAACGCGAAUUAUUACAAGCUCGCUGAGUAAGGGUGGGGGGGCUCAAACAACGCUAAAUCAAAUUGCAUUUGCCAUGAGCGAUAUAGGUAAAUUGCGGAAGAAAACUCGGCUGAAGCGCUCGGAGUAUAACAUUGUCAGAAAAUCAUUACCGCCUGACGACAACGAUGGCAGAAGAUUUCAAGAAUAUGAUCCAGAAAUAUACGACGACGACGAUUUUUAUCAUCAGCUGUUGAGGGAUUUAAUCGAAUACAAAUCGGCAGACGUGACAGAUCCGAUACAACUCAGCAAACAGUGGAUUCAGUUGCAGAACAUGCGUAGGAAGAUGAAAAGGAAAAUUGACACUCGCGCCACAAAAGGUCGAAGAGUACGAUAUAAUAUUCAUAAUAAGUUGGUGAAUUUCAUGGCGCCUAUCACAGUAUAUGAUACGUGGACAGAUCCCGCAAAGAACGAGCUAUAUAGUUCAUUAUUUGGUAAAAUAAAGAUAGUAGAAGAGCAGAAUAAAUAAUAAUUAUGGUUAAUUAUGUAUUAUGUAUAUAUUUUUUCCUUGUGAAGUAUGAAGUAUGAGUUACAUUACUUGAAAAGAUUUCAGAGUAAAUUACACAGUAUAAAUAAAGAUCUAUCGAGUGCUGAAA